AUGGAUGAUUGUGUGGCUAAUUUUCCUGAAGAUAUAGUGAAAGAGAUUCUGUUGAGGUGUCCUGUAAAGUCGUUGUUGCGAUUCAAAUGUGUCCACAAGAACUGGUAUGCUCUUAUCAAAACCCCUAACUUCGUUCAACAACACUUGAACUGUAGCAAGAAUAAUCCGCCACAACUCCUGCUUUAUAAUACUGGUAACUAUGGUGAUCGUUAUGACUCUCGUUCCCUAACUUUGAUUUCUGAAGAAAAUCCCCAAACGUUUAAAGGUAUGGCAUACCUUUUAGGUUCUGUGAACGGCUUGUUUUUAAUGUUUGGAGUAAUUGAUCAUGUGCAUUCGUGUGCAUUGUGGAAUCCUGCUACUAGGGAGGUGAGACUCCUCCAUCUCCCUCCACCAAUGAUCAAUGAUCGCCCUGUGUUCGGGUUAGGAUUAGACCUUUUGACUAAUGACUAUAAAGUGGUUUGCUAUUUGUGUGAAAAUUUAGCAGCAGUCUAUUCAUGUUCCAGGGACUCAUGGAGAAUUUUCAAACAUAGAAUCCCCUUCUUUACAGGCGUAAAACAAACAUUUGGUACUGCUUAUUCUAAUGGAGUUUAUUACUGGCUGCUAAGAGGGUGCCGCCCUAGUUACUACACCGUUCUUUUAUUCGACUUUGGGAGUGAGAUGUUUGAGGGGAUUGAAGGGCCACAUAUUCAUACUUAUGUAUUUGGUUUGAUGUUGGUUGAUGAUUCCAUUGCCAUCUUGAGUUUGAACGACCUUAAUAUGUCUGAUUAUGCUAUAUGGGUAAUGAUCCAACCAGGGGUUUGGAACAAACUUGUUACCUUUCAAUGCUUCCCAUUUAUUAAGUCUUGUUAUGAUAGCUCUCUCAUUUUGGCAACUAGAACUUCUCGACUGAUCUCCUAUAAUGUUCGAACUAACAAGUUGAAGGAUCUUGCAUUUCAACGUCCAGGCAUAGGAAAGCAUGCAAAAGCUAGUGGAUGUGGAGUAUUUUAUUAUAAUGAGAGUUUAGUCACAAUUAAACAACGACAUGAUGGAGAAUUGGACCAUUAA
Solanum verrucosum is the source of this 1044-nucleotide messenger RNA. RefSeq names its product F-box protein CPR1-like. The coding region runs from base 1 to 1044 and encodes 347 amino acids. The transcript has a single exon. NCBI's taxonomy places the organism in Eukaryota, Viridiplantae, Streptophyta, Magnoliopsida, Solanales, Solanaceae. The record is from RefSeq and is a predicted model, not a curated record. Gene Ontology annotation, molecular function: protein binding.